Saccostrea cuccullata (small rock oyster) is the source of this 920-nucleotide messenger RNA. RefSeq lists its product as uncharacterized. The record is from RefSeq and is a predicted model, not a curated record. Lineage: Eukaryota; Metazoa; Mollusca; Bivalvia; Ostreida; Ostreidae. The coding region runs from base 72 to 467 and encodes 131 amino acids. The transcript is spliced from 2 exons.
ACUUAUUGUUACGUCACAAAUAGUUUGUGUGUUGUUAGAUACAGUCAUUGCCUUGGGGCUCUGUAAAGAUCAUGGGUCUUUUUCAAAGUUGCUUUGCCAAAAAUAACAAAGUGGGCGUGAUGAAGGAAGAGAUGGAGGCGUACGAGAAAGUACGACGUACAGUGGUUACAGACGAAGUAACAAAAAAGAAAGGCGGUGUGGCUUUUGAUCUCACCUUCGUUUCAGAGGAAACCCCAAAUAUGCCUCCACCGAGAUUGCUUGAAAACAAAAAGGAGGAUUUUGAGAAAUGGAGAGAGUCUCAGGAAAAAGCCCAGAUUGAGAAGCAGGAGCGGGCACAACAGAACAGAGAGGAAGCCCGCAUCCAGAAAGAGAUUGAAGUGGCCCACAAGGAGAUGGAGAGGCUCGAGAAAUACAUCAACAUAGAUAUAUCACUGCCGAAUAAAUUGGACUCUUCUUCCAUUGACUAAAAUUUUAAUUUACACAAUGCUUUAAUCUGUAAUUUUGAAAAUUGGAACCAAAGAGGGGAUACCCGAGCCCUUUAUUUGCUCUAUUUGGCUUAUAAUUUUACCUUUUUUCUUUUUUGGCUUUUUUUUUUUUUUUUUUGAUAUUGUAAAUUACCAAUUCGCAAUGUGGGGCCUUGGAGACAGAUCUAAGGCUAGCACUGUGAAACAAAAUUUUACUAUUCCAAUAUGUUCACUUUUUCGGAACAUUGGCCCUAUAAAUACUCAUUCCGUCAGGGAUCAGGAAUGGGUAUUACGUUGGAACACCCAUCCCGUCAGUGAUCAGGAAUGGGGGUUCCUCGUCAAAAACUUCUAAAUUGUAAAUGAAACAUCCGUUUAGAGAUGUCCAAAAGCUUCGUUGUCCUCUCUUUUCAAAAAGCUGGUAUUCAAAGGUUUAAUAAACUAAUUAUUUGCAAGCAA